AUGGAAACACAGGCCCGACCCGUUGACACGUCGUCUACGCCGUACAACGGCCCCGGGGCUUUCCCGACAGGAGGAGCACCGCCCGCAGACAAGUAUCUUCAGUCGCAGCCCGAGUACGCCCAACCGACCCGUCCGGAGGAUUACCCCCGCCCUUCCCGAGAAGAAGACCCUCCGCGCAAAUCCGGCCAGUACUCCAUCCGCCAGAGCCAACCGGCGCCGCCAUACAUUACAUAUGGCCAUCCUCCCCCGAUUCCCAAGGUCGCCGUCCAGCCUCCGGUAGUCGAGAAGAUGGCUGGGCCGGCCGCUUACUACCCGGCUCCUCCCUCCCAAGCGGGAACCAUGGCCGAGCUGCCCCGCCCCGCCGCUGCGCUCCAGCCGAUCACAGCCACAACCCAGGAUAUCCGGUCGCUCAAGACGAGCACGCAGUUCGCUAUGCGGGAGUACCUCUCUCUCAUGCGCAAGAGACGCCCCGACGGCUCGUCGACGAUGGAGCUGGAGGAUCAAAUUCGGGCGCAGGGCCGUAUCUUGGUUGGGGACCUGAAGACGCUGCGAAAGGAGGUUGGAGUACUGAUCAAAGAGGGCGAGAACCAUCGCUGGAGGAAUUGGCUUAUUGGAGGAGCUGUGGCGACCUUCAUCCCAGCCGUCAAGCGCGUUUUCCGUCGGCCUUCCUCGUCCGAGGGCAGGUCAAGCAUCCAGGCGAGCAACAACACUGAGUAUGCCUUCUCCAAGAGCAAGGCUAUGCUAGCGCGCAUCAAAGACAGCGUUCUGGGCCGCAACAGCUUUGCCAGCAUUGCCUUCUUCGUUUUCGCCGUGCUUUACAUCUUCUCGAACGAGGUCUCCCUGAUGGUGGCCAAGACCGUCUCCAAGCGGCUGAAGCGGCUCGGCGCCAAGAUCGAGCGCGGCGACGUUGAGGUUGUUGACAGCGAUAUGAAGCUGCUCGAGGGGUGGAGAUGGAGAGUCCUUAUGUGGGGGCAGUGA
Colletotrichum chrysophilum is the source of this 978-nucleotide messenger RNA. RefSeq lists its product as uncharacterized. Lineage: Eukaryota; Fungi; Ascomycota; Sordariomycetes; Glomerellales; Glomerellaceae. Bases 1 to 978 code for a protein of 325 amino acids. The record is from RefSeq and is a predicted model, not a curated record. The transcript is spliced from 2 exons.